UAAAUAUUCUUAGGAUUUCCAAUCAACUAGAAACACAUUUCAUUUCUUUUUUUCUUUCUCUACAAUAAUUUUAUUUCUACUAAUUUUUCCUUCAAAUGAACGCGCUUAGUCAGAAUUCAAGUGAGGGGUCGUCAGUGAUAGAGUGUUUGGACCAACUUUCUUUGCAAGAUCACAAAGAUGGUAAUGCUUCACCCAAUUCAUCGAUUAAUGCUAGACCAACAAAUUUCAAAGUCUUGGACUGUCAAGUUAGCUAUCAAAACCCGGAAUUUGAUGCCCAAUCGGCAAUAUUAGAUGAAAUAAGAACCGUGGACUUUGAUUUAAAGGAAAAGGCUUUUGACCAAAUCCUUACAUCACCAAGGAAAAUUAUACCAAUGGCAAUGGCGAAUGAAGCAAAUGAAUCUUAUGAAUGCAAUGAAAAAUCCCUCUUGGAAAUGGGCUUUAAGACCAACGAAAUCGAGGGUUGGGAGCAAAUUUGCCAGCCACCAAAAGACAAUCUGUACCAGCUGCUUAGGAAUACCAUCGAUAAUCGCAUUAAGCCUGAUGUUGAGGUUCACAUUGGUUCUGCCAAAUUCAGAGUUCAUUUAAUGGUACUGCAAUGCUACUCCGAGUUCUUUAUGCAACAAUGCGAUAAUGAAGUUCUUAUAGUACUGCCUGCGGAUAUGGUAACACCAGAAGCUUUUCUAACGGUUUACAAGUGGAUGACAGCUGACGAACCUAAAAUACAGCGAGAACGUAUUUUGGAACUUUUCAUGGCCGCCAAAUUUCUGAAUAUAAAACAACUCGAGUAUCAAUGUUGGCUAUGUCUGGAUGACACUGUUUGCUUUCGGGAAGACACUGCAUUUCUGUUGUAUCUGGAAUCUCGCAACUAUGAUUUGGAAGAUGUACAAAAUCUAAUGUUGACACGAAUUUGCAAGUUUUUCUUGACUUUGGUGGCUUCCAAAGAGUUUCUUUCCUUAAGCCCAAAGGAGAUAUGCACACUAUUGAGUUUGAAUUCAAUUGGUGUAAAUUCGGAAAUAGAGAUCCUUAUGGCAGCAGUGCGUUGGCUAUUAUACAACUGGGAUGAACGGGAGCCACACAUUUUGGAUGUUAUAAAAUGUGUUCGCUUCAAUCUAAUGCCUGCUGUGUAUUUGGUUACAUUAAACAAUGACAUGGACGUACCAGAACUGCAAUGCAUUGUCAAAAUACCAGAAGUCAAGAAAAUGAUAAACGAUGGAAUAACAUAUACGACCAUACAAUCAUUUUAUGGCAAUAAUCGUGAAGAGUUCUUACAAACAAUUGAACGCUACAAUUUGUUGAUACCCUCUGUGCGUGAGUGGAUCUAUGAUGGGCAAUGUGACUAUCAUCGCUGCUUAAAAUGUCCCAAUUUUCAUGGCAUUACAUACUCAUCAUUUCUGAAAUAUUUGGAUGCGAUAAGAACGAUGGGCAAGGAUUAUUGGCGUUCUUUAAAGCUGUCAAAUGAAAUAGACAAUACUCUGCAAUGUUGUUCGAAUCAGCCUACAACGAAUGAUGGAGAGCGUAGACGUUGAUUUAAAUCUAUGAAUGAUUUAUAAUUCGCUAAAUAAAUCCCGGCUUAUGACACAGAAAAUUACUAAGAUUCCCGUACACAAUGGUGUUCCGGGCAAUGAGAA
This is a messenger RNA of Stomoxys calcitrans (stable fly), 1628 nucleotides long. Its product is annotated as kelch-like protein 40b. Gene Ontology annotation, molecular function: protein binding. The record is from RefSeq and is a predicted model, not a curated record. Lineage: Eukaryota; Metazoa; Arthropoda; Insecta; Diptera; Muscidae. The transcript is spliced from 5 exons. The coding region runs from base 96 to 1526 and encodes 476 amino acids.